AUGCUGGCGCACACAGGUUAUACAGGUGAAGAUGGUUUCGAGGCGAUAGUGGCGGCAGAGGAUGCCGCCCACAUCUGGAUGACGCUGGUUGAUGAAGGCGCCGCGUCUUGCGGGCUGGGCGCGCGCGAUGUGCUACGCCUUGAAGCGGGCCUGCUAUUGCAUGGCAACGACAUGAGCGUUGACACCAACCCUUACGAGGCCGGGGUGGGGCGUUUUGUGAGACCCGACAGACGCGGUUACGUCGCCAGAGAGGCUCUGCUGCGCGCGCGGGACGAGGGCGUCGAAAGAUCACUUGUUGGCUUUGUAAUGACGGGAAGAGGCAUAGCGAGGCACGGCUACAACAUUAUGAGCGAAGGCCGUGAGAUCGGCGAGGUCACCAGCGGCAGCCCAUCCCCGUUGCUUGACAGAAACAUAGGCUUGGGAUAUGUUCCUGCUGAUUAUUCGGCGGAGGGUACGCCCCUGCAAAUCGACAUUCGUGGGCGCCCCGUGGACGCCGAAGUUACCAGUUUGCCAUUCUACAUACGGAGUUAG
Molecule: messenger RNA, 531 nt
Organism: Geodia barretti
Lineage: Eukaryota; Metazoa; Porifera; Demospongiae; Tetractinellida; Geodiidae
Source: the annotation of a GenBank genome assembly